This is a messenger RNA of Scophthalmus maximus (turbot), 2578 nucleotides long. Its product is annotated as transcription factor IIIB 90 kDa subunit. Lineage: Eukaryota; Metazoa; Chordata; Actinopteri; Pleuronectiformes; Scophthalmidae. The transcript has 19 exons. Gene Ontology annotation, biological process: DNA-templated transcription initiation; transcription by RNA polymerase III; transcription preinitiation complex assembly. The record is from RefSeq and is a predicted model, not a curated record. The coding region runs from base 360 to 2399 and encodes 679 amino acids. Gene Ontology annotation, cellular component: transcription factor TFIIIB complex; nucleus; transcription preinitiation complex. Gene Ontology annotation, molecular function: RNA polymerase III general transcription initiation factor activity; RNA polymerase III type 3 promoter sequence-specific DNA binding; TBP-class protein binding.
CAGCACUUGCAUAAAUGACGUUAUACACAGAGAGAUUCGUUUUUCUUCAUCGAGCACAAACUCCCCGCGCAACCUCGUGACGUCAUUACGCAGCGCCACAGGAAGAAAACAAACAACCGUUCAGUGAUCGAUAUCCACAGUUCUACUGAUCUACAGAUCGACUCGCGCUCGUUGUUCGUCCGUGUGACGGAGGAAGAUGAUGAGGAUGAAGAUGAUGGGGAUGAGGAUGAUGAGGAUGAUGAGGAUGAAGAUGAUGACCUCAGCAGCGGCAACUGCGCGCGUUUGAGCGUGGAACCAGACUCGAGACUCUUCAGUCCGCGGUUCGUUCUGUCGUCAGGUGACCUCUGACCCCAUCUACCAUGAGCUCCAGGGUGUGCAGGACCUGCGGGGGGGCGGACAUCGACGUGGACCAGGCCCGGGGCAGUGCGGUGUGCACCGGCUGUGGUUCGGUUCUGGAGGACAACAUCAUCGUCUCCGAGGUUCAGUUCGUGGAGGGAAGUGGAGGCGUGUCCUCGGCCGUGGGACAGUUUGUCUCCGCUGAAGGUCCAGUUAAAGCUCCUCUUCUUGGUUCUGGUUUCCACACCAGUGUUGGUAAAGAGUCCAGAGCCCAGACUCUGCAGGGCGGUAAGCGCCACAUCCAGCAGCUGGGCAGUCAGUUACAGUUGAACCAGCACUGUCUGGACACGGCCUUCAACUUCUUCAAGAUGGUCGUCAGUAAACAUCUGACCCGAGGACGGAAGAUGGAGCACGUCAUCGCCGCUUGUCUCUACCUGGUGUGUCGUACCGAGGGGACGCCACACAUGCUGCUGGACCUGAGUGACCUGCUACAGGUCAACAUCUACAUUCUGGGAAAGACCUUCCUGCUGUUGGCUCGUGAGCUCUGCAUCAACGCUCCUGCGAUCGACCCAUGUCUAUACAUCCCUCGCUUUGCUCACAUGUUGGACUUCGGGGGGAAGACUCAUGAGGUUUCCAUGACAGCUCUUCGUCUGGUUCAGAGGAUGAAGAGGGACUGGAUGCACACUGGACGCCGACCGUCAGGCCUCUGUGGAGCAGCUCUCCUGGUCGCAGCCCGGAUGCACAAGUUUCGUCGAACCGUGAAAGACGUGAUCAGUGUGGUGAAGGUCUGUCAGACCACUCUGAGGAAGAGGUUAACAGAGUUCGAGGACACGCCCACCAGUCAGCUGACAAUCGAUGAGUUCAUGCGAGUGGAUCUGGAGCAGGAGUGUGAUCCUCCCUCCUUCACAGCUGCUCAGCACAAGGUCAAGAUGCAGCAGCUGGAACAGGAGCUGGUCAGAAAGCUGGACGAGGUGGAAGGAGAGAUCAGCUGCUACAAGGACGAGAUCGAGACCGAACUGGAGAAGAGCCGACCCAAGCUGAGAGGAAUCUACGCUGCCUACAGCAAAGAGAUCGACCCCGAAGACGCCGAGGUAUUAUCCUCGACCUCUGAACCAGAAGAGCCCGAGGUUGGAGAUGCCGAGCUCCAAGCCGCCACGCAGCACCUGACCCAGAACUUCCUGUGUCAGGUGAUCCAGGAGGAAGAGGGGCGGGACAAGAAGACAGAGGCGGGGCCAGAGAAGGAGAGCCUCGGGCCUCUGCGUCAGGUCGCCCCUCUGGACGUCAUCCUGGGGAAACUAACCACCACCACCUGUCUGGACCUCAACAAGUCACCUGACGAGGAGCAGUCGGAGAGCGGCGUGUUGGAACUGGACGACAUCGAUGAUCAGGAGAUUGAAAAGUACAUCCUGAACGAGCAGGAGGUUCAGGUGAAGACGGAGCUGUGGAUGAAACAGAACGAAGAGUAUCUGAAGGAGCAGGAAGAGAAAGAAGAGAGGAUCAAGAAAGAGAAAGAACAGGGGACUUAUAAAGAGAAGAAGAAGAAGAAGAAGAGGAUGACGAAGGGUGAGCAGGUGGAGGCGUUGACAGCAGGCGAGGCGAUAGAGAAGAUGUUGGAGAAGAAGAAAAUCUCAAGUAAAAUCAACUACGACGUCCUGAGAGACCUGAACAGAGGGGGGGAGGGGGGGAGCGGCCCCGACCCCCCCAACACACUCACACACAAACCUCUCACCCGCCGCCGCCGCAACAAGACCAGCGAGGCUAACGACCUGGCGGCUAACGCUAGCAUCAUUGGAAAGAGGUUUCGUCGUCUCAUUUCCACCACAACGAGGAAGAAGAGGAAGACGAGUUCAUCUCAGGUAGAAAACUCCGUCACCAUGACAACACAAACAACAACGACAGACACCACAGCUCCGCCUCCUGAGCCCGAACCCAUUUCCGCGCCCACAUUGGCUCCUCCCACUGUGGAGGAGGAGGAGGAGGAGGAAGUGGAGGACGAGUGCGUCAGCGCUCUGCAGCUCGUCGGAGAUUAUGGCUGUGAGGCAGAGGAGGAGGAAGUCUUCUAGCUCUGUCGUGCUGACCCUUGACCUUUGGUUAUCAUUGACCAAUGAAAGAGAGGAAGUGAACACAUUUUAUAUCAAUAUUCAUCAUCAUGUAUCGUGACGUUGUAGCUUUUAAUAAGUUUGAUGUAAAGUUACUGAACAUUUAUAUAAAAUUGCUUUUUAUGUCUUUUACUUUGAAAUGA